AUGGAGCCGUUUCAAGUGCGUCUAAACUGUGUGGACCAUUAUCAAGCAAACCCAACGGAAUUUGACCCUCCUCUGCCUUUUACGGAUGACGCGAGUGAGAAAUCCUAUAGGCCUAAAGUUCCGGUGAUUCGGAUAUUCGGCACUACGGAGACUGGUCAAAAGGUUUGCGUUCAUGUGCAUGGUGCCUUUCCAUAUCUCUAUGUUCAGUAUGAUGGGGACCUUGAUCCUGAGGCAGUGCGCUCGGCCGCAAGAAGCCUACACAUUUCUGCCGACCAUGCUUUGGCGCUUAGCUAUCGGCGGAAUGCAUACGACAAGAAGGCGGCCUUUGUUGCGCAUAUCACCCUGGUCAAAGGUGUCCCAUUCUAUGGCUACCACGUGGGCUUCCGGUUCUUUUUCAAGAUUUACCUUUUGAAUCCCAUCUAUAUCACUAGACUGGCGGACCUGCUUCUCCAAGGAGCUGUAAUGAAACGCCCAAUUCAACCGUUCGAAAGCCACCUGCAAUACGUUCCGCAAUGGAUGUGCGAUUACAGUUUGUAUGGUUGCGCCUUCAUGAAGUGCAGCAAGGUUAGAUUUCGCUCUUCCAUACCGGAGUAUCUAGAUCUGCCUGAUUUGACCUCUCGUUGGCAUGAUCGUUCCAUACCAUCUGGCUGGAUAACCGACGAAAGCAUAUUGCCCAAGCAAAGCCAUUGUUCUUUGGAAGCAGAUGUGUGCGUUCAAGAUAUCCUUAAUAGAUUGGAAAUCAGCCAACGUUCCAUCCACCAGGACUUUGGUGAGCUCCUGGGGCCCGUGUCCUCAAACGAAAAACUUGUGCCAAGUCUAGCAGGGCUAUGGCAGGACGAGAAGCAGCGAAGGAAGAAGCGCCUUGGACUUGUCGAUCCCGAGAGCAGCCCAUUUAGUGACGAAGAUUUGGUCUCAUUGUCGGCUAACCCAGGGAAUACUUCUCAAGGAGAGUGGAUCCAUGGGGAUGAGUUGAAACGCCUGGUUCAUCAAAUCAUCGUUGAAGAGAGAAAGCAGGACUAUGACCGGGACGUCACGCUGAAUGGGCUUGUUCAGGAAACUCCCCUCGCCAAGGAUAUCAAAUCUGCACUCGAGAGCGUCGAGGAUUUUUAUCCGGGCGCAGACGGGUUUGCUAACCUGCAACUGUCCUACAACGCUGGGAGUGAUCAAACAGGGGAGCGGGGAGAGGAUUUGGUGGAUGAAAAUGCCGUUCGACCAACCGAUUCAGACUGGGACUCUUAUUUUUCUGAUAAUGACAGUAUGGUCGACAUAUUAUCUGAGGAAGAGGACUAUUUGGAUGAAAUGAUCAUGGUAGGCGACGACAUGCCUCAGGAUGAAAUUUCUGAUGCAGAAUAUCUCGACACACCUUGCACAAUUAGUCCGCCUUCAGAACAAAGCAACUUGCGUGGCUCGAAUACGCUGGACACUGUUGUGGACGUGGGCGAUUCGGAUUCAAGGAAUGCUCACAAGUCUCGGAAACAAGUACAAGUGCCCGCCGCAGCUUCCACUCAUGAUGAUGGACAUUUGCUCAAGACAGAUACUAGUGGCUCUCGAGACCGAGAUGACCCUAUCCAGCGCAAACGGCGCAACGAAACCGCGAUAGGCAAUGUCCUGUCAACUUCUGCUGCUGUGCGAAUGUCUUUGCAGACGAAAGCCCUAUCCUCUCAACACACAAUCCGUCCUAGAGGAAUUGGCCAAAACAGGAUAUUGAAUUUUCCUGUCGUCAAAGACCCCAACGAUCCUAUGACGAUAUUGCGGUUUAGCCAGGAAGCAUCGGGUUCGAAAGCUCUGCCUGAAGAUAUAGGACCGCGAACAAGCUACACCCAGAAAGGCGAGAGCACAUCACAGUUGUCUACUUCUUCUUCUACCGUCAAGAACUUUGAUUCAGCAGAUAUCAGCGCGUCUGAAUUCUCCGUCCUUGUGUCCGAUGCAUUCAACAUUCCUCAAAGCACUCGUCUAGGUUGCUUGCGCCGACCCUGUCCUAGCUCUAAUGAGGUAUCUUCAACGCUGUCUAAUUACGGAUAUCCCACCAUCGUCUACCAAAAGCCUCACUAUAGCUGCGACGAUGAUGUGCCCGAACGUCCACGCGACUACGCAGGAAAGGAAUUUCGACUCGAAGGAAUAGGGAUACAUCAUCUCCCCAAAUUCGAUCCGUUGGGCCGCUCACACGCACUGCGGGAUGAAACCUCAGCGUCCAGUAGUAAAAGUGACUGGCAAGAGUUGGACAAACAGCUGCGGGCGGCAUCCACAUCCAGGUUCUGGGAAUUCGCUCCCGUACCACCUAGCCGUGCUGAGGUGGUCGCUUGGGUUGAGACCCAGGAACGUGAACUCGCGAACCAAAAGGCCAAGUCAGAAAAGCAACGUGAAGAGAGAGAGGCGAGGUUAAAAGCGCUCUCACAAAUUGAGGGGCCAACACAGAACAAUGAGUACGGCUUCAAAUAUUCGCAGAAUCAGAAAUCGACAAAUGUUGAGCAUCAGGCACAAUACAUGAGCACCAUGAGCUUAGAGCUUCAUGUAAACACACGUGGACAACUUUCACCAAACCCAGAGGAAGACGAAAUAGUGUCUUUCUUCUGGUGCGUCGGCUCAGGAGAUGAUGAUGCUGAAGACGAUCCAUCAUGCUCUCAGGCGGGAGUUGUUUUUCAGGGAGAGGGAGAGCGGCCUGAAUUGAAGGUAUCCAAAGCGUUGAGUAUUGCUUGGGAACAUGAGCCAACGGAAUUGGACCUAAUCAACAGGCUAGUUGACCUUGUCCGAUUUUACGACCCAGAUAUCAUCACCGGGUACGAGGUUCACAAUGCCUCUUGGGGAUACGUGAUUGAAAGAGCAAGAAACAAGUAUGAAUUCGAUCUUUGCGACGAACUUUCUCGAGUAAAGUCGCAGGCACAUGGAAGAUUUGGCAUGGAGGCUGAUAAAUGGGGCUUCAACCACACCUCGUCAAUCCGAAUUACCGGCCGGCACAUGGUCAACAUCUGGCGUGCCAUGAGGAGCGAGAUGAACUUGUUGCAAUACACAAUGGAAAACGUUGUAUUCCACCUCCUGCACCGCAGGAUUCCACAUUACUCGUUCCGCGAUCUUACCGCAUGGUAUCAGAGUGAUAGGCCCCGAGACUUUAUGAAAGUGGUCAAUUAUUUUAUCUCACGCGUCAAACUCAACAUUGAGAUUCUAGACGCAAACGAGUUGAUCCCGAGGACCAGUGAGCAGGCCAGAUUGCUCGGGAUUGAUUUCUACUCCGUAUUCUCUCGAGGAUCUCAGUUCAAGGUCGAGUCCUUGAUGUUUCGCAUUGCGAAACCCGAAAACUUUAUGCUUGUUUCCCCAAGUAGGAAACAAGUCGGUCAGCAGAAUGCUCUCGAAUGCCUCCCGUUGGUUAUGGAACCCCAAAGCGACUUUUACACAAGUCCUCUCUUGGUUUUGGACUUUCAGUCCUUAUAUCCUAGUAUCAUGAUCGCUUAUAACUAUUGUUACUCGACGUUUCUCGGGAGAGUCCAUUCCUGGAGAGGACGGAACAAAAUGGGCUUUACAGACUACAAUCGACAACCGAGGGUUUUGGAGUUGCUACAAGACCAGAUCAAUGUUGCCCCAAACGGCAUGAUUUAUGCAAAGCCUGCCGUGCGCAAAUCCCUGCUCGCCAAAAUGCUUGCCGAGAUACUAGAGACUCGCGUCAUGGUGAAGACUGGCAUGAAGUUGGACAAGGACGACAAGGCACUGCAACGCCUUCUCAACAAUCGACAACUUGCGCUCAAGCUGAUCGCAAACGUUACAUACGGGUACACCUCAGCAUCAUUCUCAGGGAGGAUGCCUUGCUCUGAGAUAGCAGAUAGCAUCGUCCAAUCAGGUCGCGAGACACUUGAAAGAGCGAUUGCUUUCAUUCACUCGGUUGAGAGAUGGGGCGCCGAAGUAGUGUAUGGAGAUACAGACAGUCUGUUUGUGUACCUCAAAGGACGGAGUCGAGAAGAGGCUUUUGACAUCGGAGAAGAAAUUGCGCGAGCUGUCACAGACAUGAACCCACACCCUGUGAAACUCAAGUUCGAGAAGGUUUAUCAUCCAUGCGUUUUACUUGCCAAGAAGCGUUAUGUCGGUUUCAAGUACGAACAUAGAGAUCAGAGGGAACCCGAAUUCGACGCCAAAGGUAUCGAGACCGUCCGGCGCGACGGUACACCAGCCGAGCAAAAGAUUGAGGAGAAAGCACUCAAGCUUCUUUUCAGGACAGCGGAUCUGAGCCAGGUCAAAAGUUACUUUCAAAGCCAGUGCACAAGGAUCAUGCAGGGACGUGUCUCCGUACAAGAUUUUUGCUUUGCCAGGGCAGUGAAGCUGGGAACAUAUAGCGAAAAAGGAACACUCCCUGCAGGUGCUCUCAUCAGUACCAAGAAAAUGCUUGAGGACCCGCGUGCGGAACCUCAAUAUGGCGAACGUGUUCCCUAUGUCGUGGUUACUGGAGCCCCAGGGUCAAGACUGAUCGAUCGUUGUGUGACCCCCGAGACCCUCCUCCAAGACGCCCAGCUCGAUCUCGACGCAGAGUACUACAUCACCAAAAAUUUGAUACCCCCAUUAGAGCGCAUCUUCAAUCUGGUAGGGGCAAACGUCCGCCAAUGGUACGACGAGAUGCCAAAAUUCCACCGUGUCCGCCGGGUGGAUGGAGCGGCCGUCGCCAUCGCUGGAGGAAAGAGCAACAACCCUUCAAAGACCCUAGAGUCAUACAUGAAGUCGUCUACCUGCAUCGUUUGCAAGGUUAAGCUCGAAGAUUCUGAAGUUCCACUCUGCGUAGAUUGCAUGCAGCAUUCGCACACCUCAUUGCUAGACAUCGUCGCACGUCAGCGGCAAGCUGAGCAGAGAGUCGCCAACCUCGAGCGUGUCUGCCGAUCCUGCAUGGAUAUUCCAUUCGGGGACGACGUCAAGUGUGACAGCUUGGACUGUCCCGUGUUUUAUGCAAGAACUCGAAGUUCUUCCCAUUGGAGACAUACAAAUGCGGUUCUGGGCCCUGUGAUCGGUCUAUUGCAGGAUAAUUGUGGGGAUAGCUUGGAGUGGUAG
This is a messenger RNA of Aspergillus calidoustus, 5022 nucleotides long. The record is from the annotation of a GenBank genome assembly. Lineage: Eukaryota; Fungi; Ascomycota; Eurotiomycetes; Eurotiales; Aspergillaceae.